CCACUGCGCAACGAUGGAGCUAUUGCAACGAUGGAGAUGACGCAAACAGACCCAGCUCUCCGAAAAAGUGUUUCAAGACGAACAUGGCGGCAACUUAACCGCGGUCCAAGAUGACAAUGGCCAACAGGAGGAAUGAUUCUCGGCUUUCCGCCCAGGCACGGGACAGAGAAAGCAGUCAGCCUGCAUCAAAGCGGCUCGUCGCUCUCCUUUAAGUGAAUCUGCAAAGCGAACGGCGGCUGACGCGCAGCAUCAGUACCGAGAGGCUCGCAACAGCUGGUCUCCCUGCGCCCCUGACGAGAGAACAAACCCGGGGAGGGACGGUCGGGAGAGGGGGGCAUGCGGUCAAAGAGGACGCCGUUUCCCCCCGGAGAGCCAUGGAGAACCGGGAUGCGGCAGCGCAAAGCUUAAUCUGUGCGGCCACGCUAAUUGGAUCGGAAUAGCACCGAUUGCUGCGGGCGCGAUAGUGGAGCGCCCUGGACCGGCGGAGGCACGGCACCCCACCGUUACAGAGGAGAACCAACCGGAGUCCAUCUCCCAACAAGUCAAUGAGUAUUGUGGCAGAGCAGCCCCCGCGGUGGAGUCGGCCAGGGCAGCACUUUCCUAAAAUAUGACCAGGGGUGCUUGGAUGCGUCGGCAGCAUGACGAAGGCUUAAAAUACUGGUUUGCACCCCGAGAGAACGAGAAGCCAUUUACCGAGUCGGAGCGGGCCCAGAGAUGGCGACUGUCGCUGGCCUCUCUGCUCUUCAUCACCGUCCUGCUCUCUGAUCACUUGUGGUUCUGCGCCGAGGCGAAACUGACGCGAACCCGAGACAAGCGGUCGGACGAGGGGCUUGCAAUCACGGACAUGGGCGAGUACCCAAACUCCCUCCACCAACACCAAACCCCAACAUCACCUGACCCCGACCGUCUCGCCAGAGAGCAAGAUGUUAUUUUUCUAGGGAAUUCUACCAAACCUCUGUGGCGAAUGGACACCUGUCACCCAGACAGCCUGUCCAGAGACUGCUUUAAUCUCACGGACGUGGAGACCGUGUGCCUCGGCCUCUCUGACGGAGGGGAAAAGGGGACACAGUUGGCGUACGUGGAUCUAAGCGAUUUGUACCUUUCUUUUUGUAAUUCCUACUCACUUUUGGAUUUGUUUAACGGGUUUACGAGUCCGGGCGAUUUGAAUUGCACCCUGAAUAUGACCAUGGGGAUGGAUCGGCUGGGAUGUGAGUGCGUGCGGGCUUAUCAGCGUCUGGACCAGCGGGCGGAGGAGAACUACCGGGAGUUUGAACUGCUGGUUCAGAAAUACGAGACGGAUGCAUACUCGGUUAGGACGUGCAUGGAGGAGUGCAAGAUGGUUUAUAAGCCCUGGCUGUGUUCUCAGUACUUCCAGACCACCCAGGAGCACUGCAGCAAGCGAAUCCCCUGUGGUCAGUACUGCCUGGAGGUGCAACAGCGGUGCCCCUUCGUCCUGCCCGACAAUGAUGAUCUCAUUCACGGAGGCAGCCCCAGUUUUAUAUGCACAGGGCUGCUGGAGGACCACCCGUCAGGCGUGGACCCAGAGGCAAAGUGCUGCGACGUGCGGUGGGACUUGAAAGUGGACAACCGAUCCCGGGGGACCCUGAAAAGAACUCACCCGCCAUGCCAGCACCGCACCUCCCUCAGCUCCUCGGCAGCCUGCAGACUGUGUAACAGCCGGCUCAAACUCUGCCUGCUCGUCCUUGUCCUCCUACACACUGUUGCCAGCCUCACUGCAUCCCACAAUGCAACAGGACUGGGUCUCCCCACCAUCGCGCCUCUGGAGGAGAGCCCUGCCAAUGAGGAGUGAUGGAGCUGCCAGGAGGAGGCGAGGUUGCCGAGGUGGGGGAAUCCCUCGCCAUGGCAACAGUUGUGGAAAAAUACAGCCGCGGCUGCGCGAGCGGCUGGAGCUGUGUGCCUGUGGACGCUCUGCAACGCUCUCCGGCCAAUGGGAAAUGUGGGAAACGCUUUCCGACGAAAGACACACAAAUCAAUCAAAACGAAUAAAUAACUGAACAAGAAGCGGACGUACUGAGGGAGCCGUCCAGGCCCUCCGCUAGGGGAAAGAGGACAAUGCCACAGCCUUUGUUGAGAGGGAGGAUCAGCUUUCGUUUGGGCUGAGUUUCUCUCACUACGCUUUUUUACACUGUGUUCCAGUUCUUGGUUUCUGUUGCACUGGCUGACUAUGGAAUAACACAAUCAUAUUCUCUCUUAAUGUUCAUCCUUUGUCUUUGUUUCUGGGUCUCUCAUACAGGAAGAAAGCGUGUUCUCGAAAUAGGAUGGAAAUUGUGUAA
Molecule: messenger RNA, 2294 nt
Organism: Salarias fasciatus (jewelled blenny)
Lineage: Eukaryota; Metazoa; Chordata; Actinopteri; Blenniiformes; Blenniidae
Gene: nalf1b
Product: NALCN channel auxiliary factor 1b
Exons: 3
Coding region: 608-1810 (400 amino acids)
Biological process (GO): calcium ion import across plasma membrane
Cellular component (GO): plasma membrane
Molecular function (GO): stretch-activated, monoatomic cation-selective, calcium channel activity
Source: RefSeq, a predicted model, not a curated record